This is a messenger RNA of Nicotiana attenuata, 911 nucleotides long. RefSeq names its product CASP-like protein 1F1. The record is from RefSeq and is a predicted model, not a curated record. NCBI's taxonomy places the organism in Eukaryota, Viridiplantae, Streptophyta, Magnoliopsida, Solanales, Solanaceae. Bases 57 to 605 code for a protein of 182 amino acids. The transcript is spliced from 3 exons.
UCAUUUCUUCUUUACACUUAUUUUUUCUUGACGAACUGACUCAAGAACAUCUCAAGAUGGAGUGCUUUGGAACCAAUGCUACGCAUAACCAACCCCUGAAAUCUCACAAAUAUUUCUUAGGAGCCCAGAUUUUGCUUAGAAUAUUGGGCAUUAUAUUCACACUGGCUGCCACGUGGACCAUUCUUACCAGCAAGCAUACUACUGUUAGUGUGUUUGACAUUCAGAUAAAUGCUAACAUAAGCUAUCCUCCAAGUUUGAAGUUUUUUGCCUAUGCAAAUAUCAUUGGAUGCGGCUUCUCUGUUCUCUCCCUGUGUAUCGCUUUCAUCCUUGGCCAUAAAGUUCUUGACCCAAAAAACUUCAUUUACAUGUUCAUUCAUGAUUUGAUUGUAAUGGGAUUAUUGCUGGCUGGAUGUGCAGCAGCAACAUCAAUUGGAUUUGUGGGGAAAUAUGGAGUUAGGCAGGCUGGGUGGAUGCCCAUUUGUGAUCAUGUUUCCAAAUUCUGUCACAGAGUUGCAGAUAGUGUCAUGCUCUCCUACUUGGGCGUUUUCUUCUACUUCUGCCUUUCUAUCAUCUCUGCAAAUCGAUCUAGACAUAUUCAAGUUUGAAAAACAAUUAGGAGCAAUAUAUUCUAAGAAAUUUCAUUCUGCGUCAAUAUAUCACUAAGUAAAAGAAAUUAUGCAGACUACAGCUACUACUGUAAAAAAAAAAAAAAAAAAAAAAAAAAAAAAAAAAAAAAAAAAAAAAAAAAAUAAUAUUAUCAGUACAUCAAACAAAACCAGCAAAAGUUUUAAUUUUGGUAGAAUCAUAAAUUGCUUGAAAUUACUGCGUUAUUCAGAGAAGUUACUUACUAUUAUCUUGUUCAGCUAUGCAUAUGUACAUUUGGCUUUGUUAAGUUAUUGGAUUCUUUCAAA